AGAGAUGCUCGAUCAUACAGAACAAGUCAUCUUAGUUGUUCCUCAGCAUCAAGCACGAUCGCAUUCUGGCCAAAGAGCUCUCGUGAUCAAGUCGCAAUUGUGGGCAAAUGGUUGAUUGAAGAAUUUGCAUAAAGUGCUUAGUUUAAAUUCAAGAGUGAUCCUCCCGGAGAAUUCCUAAAAAAAAUACAAUGAUCAUUAAAAUUAUGAUCUUUAUUUGGCUGGUGUAUAUGGUAGCCCCAUCUGUAUGUCGGGACCUACGGACACCGACAAAGCAAACACAUGAAAUUGAUGGUGGGCACCAAAAUAGUAAAUUAUUUUAUGCGAAAAAUGAAAGUUCCAUCACAUACAUACGGGCGGCGAUUCCAAUGAAGAUUUUUCGUUGCAUGAAGAGGUACAACAUUGUGCGGUGCAUGAAGCUCUUCCUUCUCCAGAGAAUGGAACGGAAUCUUCCGGGUGAUUUUGGGAAUACGCAUAAUAUUACAAGUGAUUUUCUAGAUCAAAUGCUCACGCAGGAUCCCGACGAUAGAUUAGACUUUGAGGCGAAUUAUACAAAUUUGCAUGAUCGCGAGAUCGAUGAUCGACUUGUAAAGAGCAUUGAUCGAUUUUUUGCAAAUCGAGAAAUUAAACUUCACUUUAUUCCGGGUAUGGUGGUUAAGGUGCGGCCAAGUAAAGAGAAUAAAUUGGAAUUAUCAUUGAAGAAAGCGGACACGUUCAUCAAUACAAAUUCUGCAGUUGGUCGCAAAAAGCGACCACUUGAGUAUGUUCUGAAUGUCGGUCUGCCUGCCCUUCUCAUGCCCAUGAUCCUAAUGGGUUCUGUUUUGCCAAUGGCACUGCCAGCAUUUAAGAUGGCCACACUCAUUUCCGGGGCUAUUAACAAGGGUGCACUCAUAGCUGCAAUUAUGUACCUGGCGAAGAAUUAUGCUGAGCAGAAGACAGCAUCAACCGUUUAUGUGAGCAAUGUGCAGUAAAUUUUAACCAAUUCUUAAUAAACCUUUAUCAGUGAAUAUAUAUUUAAAUUAUAUUAAAUUAAGUUUCAAAAUGGAAAGCCAAUUGAGAAUGAAUCAAUAAAUAAAUUAUUGAAAUUA
Lutzomyia longipalpis is the source of this 1085-nucleotide messenger RNA. RefSeq lists its product as uncharacterized. NCBI's taxonomy places the organism in Eukaryota, Metazoa, Arthropoda, Insecta, Diptera, Psychodidae. The transcript is spliced from 2 exons. The record is from RefSeq and is a predicted model, not a curated record. The coding region runs from base 189 to 968 and encodes 259 amino acids.